Messenger RNA from Condylura cristata (star-nosed mole), 1131 nucleotides. It is a transcript of the gene HMX3, whose product is annotated as H6 family homeobox 3. NCBI's taxonomy places the organism in Eukaryota, Metazoa, Chordata, Mammalia, Eulipotyphla, Talpidae. The record is from RefSeq and is a predicted model, not a curated record. Gene Ontology annotation, molecular function: RNA polymerase II transcription regulatory region sequence-specific DNA binding; DNA-binding transcription factor activity, RNA polymerase II-specific. Bases 1 to 1131 code for a protein of 376 amino acids. Gene Ontology annotation, biological process: regulation of transcription by RNA polymerase II. The transcript has 5 exons. Gene Ontology annotation, cellular component: nucleus.
AUGGAUACAGAACGUGUGGACUAUAUCCUCCUGGAGCACUACACAGCUGCGAAGAAAGAUGGGGCUAUUGAGGCCCACAGCGUCAAGGCCUAUGUCCACACUCAGCCCCCUCCCCGGCACCGGUGGAGCUCAGCAGGCGUGAAACCAGACCGUAGGUGGGGCGCCCAGACCCCCCUCUGCGCGGUCGCACCCUUGGCGGCAGGCUUUGGGGGAAAUGCUGAGGCCGCCGAACCUGAAAGGCGCGCAGCCCCCGCCGCCGCCGCCGCCGCUGCAGCCAAGGGGGCCCUGGAGGGCGCCGCGGGCUUCGCGCUCUCGCAGGUGGGCGACCUGGCUUUCCCCCGCUUUGAGAUCCCGGCGCAGAGGUUUGCCCUGCCCGCACACUACCUGGAACGCUCCCCGGCCUGGUGGUACCCCUACACCCUGACCCCCGCCGGCGGCCACCUCCCGCGACCUGAAGCCUCGGAGAAGGCCCUCCUUCGAGACUCCUCCCCGGCCUCUGGCACCGAUCGCGACUCCCCGGAGCCGCUGCUCAAGGCCGAGCCCGACCACAAGGAGCUGGACUCCAAGAGCCCGGACGAGAUCAUUCUGGAAGAGAGCGACUCGGAGGAAGGCAAGAAGGAAGGCGACGCGGCGCCCGGCGCGGCCGGGGCGAGUGUGGGGGCCGUGGCGGUGGCGCCGGGCGCCGAGGACUGGAAGAAGGGCGCCGACAGCCCCGAGAAGAAGCCCGCGUGCCGCAAGAAGAAGACGCGCACGGUCUUCUCGCGCAGCCAGGUCUUCCAGCUCGAGUCCACCUUCGACAUGAAGCGCUACCUGAGCAGCUCGGAGCGCGCCGGCCUGGCCGCGUCGCUGCACCUCACCGAGACGCAGGUCAAGAUCUGGUUCCAGAACCGCCGCAACAAGUGGAAGCGGCAGCUGGCGGCCGAGCUGGAGGCGGCCAACCUGAGCCACGCCGCCGCGCAGCGCAUCGUGCGGGUGCCCAUCCUCUACCACGAGAACUCGGCGGCCGAGGGCGCGGCGGCCGCGGCCGCGGGGGCUCCGGUGCCCGUCAGCCAGCCGCUGCUCACCUUCCCGCACCCGGUCUACUACUCGCACCCGGUGGUGUCGUCCGUGCCGCUGCUCAGGCCCGUCUGA